AUGAGCGUUGCACAGCAUUUGGUUCAUCUGUCCCUGAGCCGUGCUCAAGGUGACAACACCGCCAAUUCUCCAACCUUGUAUGAGCUCCUUAGUCAACUGGGCCAAGGGGAAUGUGCAGACGUCCGUGAUAGGAUCUACUCACUACUUGGACUGUUCCCCGAGGGGCCAAGCCUACAGGUUGACUAUCUCAUUAGUGCUCCUGCGCUUUUCUUCAACGUGCUACUAACACUUGAGCGCAAGAGAGGAUUCCGUGACUGCCUAGUCUUAAGGAAAGCUCUGGGCCUCACCCAUCAGGAUCUAGAGAACUACUGGUCCAGCCAUAAGCACCAGUACAGCAACUCUGAGGAUAUAGUGAUCCACUUGGCGGAACUCAAGUCCAUCAAGGAAUGGAGCAACCCACUAGAUCCAGAAAUCCACUUCACUCCUUUGCAUGACGAAAUAAGAUCCAGCGAUUAUAUU
This is a messenger RNA of Bipolaris maydis ATCC 48331, 459 nucleotides long. Lineage: Eukaryota; Fungi; Ascomycota; Dothideomycetes; Pleosporales; Pleosporaceae. The record is from RefSeq and is a predicted model, not a curated record.